AUGAGACCAGCCAAUGUGGAUGAGGAGCAAGUCAAGUUGAGGGCAUUCCCAUUUACGUUAGAAGCUAAGGCAAAGGAGUGGCUUUAUAAUUUACCUCCAGGAUCAAUGAACACAUGGAACCAGGUGAAGCAAGCAGUCUUGGAGCAAUAUUUUCCGGCCACAAAAGCUGUAAGCAUAAGGAAAGACAUAUGUGCAAUCCGACAACAACAUGGAGAGCCCUUUGGAGAUUACUUUGAGCGAUUCACACAUUUGGUUGCAUCUUGUCCUAAUCAUCAAAUUUCAGAGCAUCUUUUAAUACAAUAUUUUUAUGAAGGAUUAUAUGGUACUGAUCGUGUAAUGCUUGAUGCAGCAAGUGGAGGAGCAUUCAUGGACAAGACACCAAUAAAUGCUAAGGCAUUAUUAAAGAACAUUGCUGGCAACACACGACAAUUUGGAGGGAGAGAUGAGCUACCUCUUAAGAAAGUUAACGAAGUAAGUGCUAACUCUAGUAUUGAAUUACAAUUAGCUAACUUGACUAAUCUUGUGCAACAGGUUAUGGUGCCUCCAAAACAGGUGUGCGGUGUUUGUUCAAUAAUGGGACAUGCCAUGGAUAUGUGCCCUUCGUUAAUGGAUCAAGGUGGUCUUGAGCAAGCUAAUGCGUUAGGAGGGUUUCAGGGGCAACAAAUACAAAAGUAUGAUCCAUACUCCAACAACUAUAACGCAGGGUGGCGCAAUCAUCCACACUUAAAGUGGAACAAUCAAGACAACGAACAACAAUCUGUUCCCAACAACUAUAACCGUCCACCUGGCUUCUUUCAAGCAAGAGCGCAGGCACCGUUUCAGCCUCAACAACAACAAGCUCCAAGUAAGUCUCUUGAGGAUUUAAUUGCUUCUUUAGCUAACUCUACUCAAUCUCAUUAA
Molecule: messenger RNA, 900 nt
Organism: Pyrus x bretschneideri (Chinese white pear)
Lineage: Eukaryota; Viridiplantae; Streptophyta; Magnoliopsida; Rosales; Rosaceae
Exons: 1
Coding region: 1-900 (299 amino acids)
Source: RefSeq, a predicted model, not a curated record